Lytechinus variegatus (green sea urchin) is the source of this 6135-nucleotide messenger RNA. RefSeq names its product cGMP-dependent 3',5'-cyclic phosphodiesterase-like. Gene Ontology annotation, molecular function: 3',5'-cyclic-AMP phosphodiesterase activity; protein homodimerization activity; 3',5'-cGMP-stimulated cyclic-nucleotide phosphodiesterase activity. The record is from RefSeq and is a predicted model, not a curated record. The transcript has 23 exons. Gene Ontology annotation, cellular component: cytosol; nucleus; perinuclear region of cytoplasm. The coding region runs from base 253 to 2559 and encodes 768 amino acids. Lineage: Eukaryota; Metazoa; Echinodermata; Echinoidea; Temnopleuroida; Toxopneustidae. Gene Ontology annotation, biological process: cGMP catabolic process; regulation of mitochondrion organization; negative regulation of receptor guanylyl cyclase signaling pathway.
AUCCCAUCCAAGUCUAGAUCGUUACGUGAACAUGAUCAUGAUUGCAUGUCACAUUGAAAACAUUGUAUUGAUUCCAUUAGAUUUCUCCAUGAAUGCACCGUGUAUAGGUUCCAGCUUGUCUGUAGAGUUCAUUAAAUAAUUUUUGCGUCUGCCAGUUCAGGGUUAGGUACAUGGUAUAUAGUGAAUGUAGGCCUGUCAUCUGAUUCAAUUUGUCUAACGUGGUUUGAGUGCCGAUUCUCAAGGAUUCCAUACAUGGCUUGCCUUAAAAUUGGUGUGUGUAUGCAGCGUCUUCGAGGCGGGGUAGCCAUGGGAGGCCCUCAAGGUCAGCAUCAGGUCAGUUCUACUGUUCAUGAUGAUGCUAUUCUCCAGCUGUGUGCUGACCUACAUGAUACAGAUGCAGCAUCUAUGCAGCUCAAGGUCAUCAGAUAUCUGGAGAAACAAACCAACUCUGAAUGCUGUACCCUACUGGUUGUUUCAGAAGAUACAAAUGAAUUAUUCUGCCAGGUCAUUGGAGAGAAAGUACUUGAAGAAGAAGUCCGAUUCUUGGUUCCUCUGUGUUGUUUUCAUAGUGUGCUCUUAAAUAAGAAGAUCUUGAGAUUAGAUGAUAUCAAGGAGAGUGAUCUUAAUGACUUGAAAAGCAAGCUGAAGGUUGAGAUCAAGUCUCUACUGGCUGUACCAAUCAUCAACCAAGCUACCUCUAAAGUGGUGGGUGUUGCUUGUGCAAUCAAUAAACGAGGUGCAAAGAAAUACACAAAUGCAGACAUUGACGUGAUCAAACAUUGCUUCAAAUACACAGUACCUGUCCUGACGAGUACAUUAGCCCUACAGAAAGAAACACAGCUAAAGCAUGAAACACAGUGCAUGCUUCAAGUAGCCAAGAACCUCUUCACGCAUCUUGAUGAUGUGUAUGUACUCCUGAGAGAGAUCAUGCAAGAAGCAAGGAACUUAACUCAGGCUGAAAGGUGUUCCCUGUUUCUUGUGGAAAAUGAUGAGCUUGUAGCCAAAGUAUUUGAUGGCCAGCUGAUACAAUCUAACAAGUCACAUGAGGAAUCUGGUGAAGUGAGGAUUCCUAUCACACAUGGCAUUGCCGGUCAUGUCGCUAGUACAGGUAACAUCUUGAACAUCAAGGAUGCAUAUUCUCACCCUUUGUUCUAUCGAGGAGUAGAUGAUAGUACAGGAUUCAGGACCAGGAAUAUCCUGUGUUUCCCUAUCAGAGAUGGACCAACUGUGGUUGGAAUUGCUGAACUAUGCAAUAAAAUCAAUGGUCUGUUCUUCACUAAACAUGAUGAAGAUGUGGCAUCAGCAUUUUCCAUAUACUGUGGAAUCAGUAUUGUACAUAGUUUGCUUUACAAGAAGAUGAAGGAUGCUCAAUACCGCAGCACACUAGCCAAUGAGCUUAUGAUGUAUCACAUGGAGGUUGGAGAAGAUGAGACGAAGGUUCUUCUCAGUAGUGACAUACCCUCAAUCAAAUCCUUCAGUCCAAGGAUAUCAAACUUCACAUACUCCCCUCGUAGUAUCCCAGACUCAGAAACACUCAAGGCAUGCAUGUGUAUGUUUGAGGACAUGGGUAUGAUCAACCGCUGGCGCAUCAACAGGAGAACCUUAGCCAAGUUCUGUAUGCUGGUCAAAAGAGGCUACAGAGAUCCUCCAUACCAUAACUGGUACCAUGCCUUUACCGUUGGUCACUUCUGCUACCUUCUCUACAAGAAUCUAGACUCCCUCAAUGUCCUCACUGAGAUGGAGGUGUUUGCAUUAUUUGUAGCCUGUCUGUGUCAUGACUUAGAUCACAGAGGAACAAACAACAGCUUCCAAGUUCAUUCACAAUCAGUACUUGCAGCUUUGUAUAGCUCGGAAGGAUCAGUUAUGGAGAGGCAUCAUUUUGCACAGGCCAUGUGUAUCUUGAACACAGAGGGAUGUAACAUCUUUGAGAACCUUAACAGAGAUGAAUACCAGAAGGCUCUAGACCUGGUCCAGGACAUCAUCCUAGCUACAGACCUGGCCCAUCAUCUCAGGAUCCAUAAAGACCUAGAGAAGAUGGCUAAGGAUGGGUAUAAUGUUGACAAUGCAGAACAUCACAAGCUUCUACUCUGCAUGCUGAUGACAUGCUGUGACCUUUCAGACCAGACCAAGAACUGGUCCUGGACUAAGAAGAUUGCUGAGCUGAUAUACCAUGAGUUCUUCAGUCAAGGUGACCUUGAAAAGGCCAUGGGAUUGGAAACACCAGAGAUGUUUGAUAGGGAGAAGGCUUGUAUUCCAGAGCUACAAAUAGGAUUCCUUGAUCAUAUAGCCCUACCUCUCUACAGGGUACUUGGUCAGGUGUUGCCCAAGACAAAGACAGUGGUGGAUGCAGUGGAGUCCAAUCGAGUGAUGUGGACUAAGCUAAGAGACGAGACCAAACAAAGACGACUUAGCAGCACCAACUCACUAGACUUCUUCCAUAUUCAGUUCAAGAGUGAGCUCAAUGGAGACAAGAUGGCUGAGGAGGACGAAGACAGGGAAGAGGCGGAAGCUAAGGCACAGGGUGAAGAUAAGAUUGAUCACAACGAUAACCAUAAGUGAGGAGAUAAUAUCAUGACGGACUGGUGAUUGCCGUGAUUGAACACUUUGGUGGAUGAGUACAGUAAAAUAGGGAAGUGGAUAUGUCAUAGAUUGUCAUAGUAGAAACCGCUCAGGUGAUGGCUUGAGUGUUGAGAUUAAACAAGCAAUGACAGCUGAACUUGUUCUAUUGGGCAUUAGAAUACCUGAACAAAGAAAAUGCCACCAUCCUUCUCUUUUGGAUAAUCUUCAACAGAGUGACAACAGUUCAGAUUUAAGAAUAUGAGCAGCACGGGAGGAUAUAGCUUUCAUGAACACAGGAAGCAUGUGUCUCUGUAUAGCCUGAUUGUUAUGUGGCUAUAACACUCUAAGAUUUCUACUAGAUAUAUGCCACAUAUUCAGAAUUACUUGACCGUAUAUCAACAUCUUUGUGAGAGAGAGAGGGAGGGAGAGUGGUGGUUUUGUUAAGAUGGUAACCAAAUUACAACAAUGGUGCAUUUUCAAAUCAACAAAUCUUCUGAUAUCUUCUGAAAACUACAAUCAAGUAUGCUUGAAGAGGAAGGAAAGGAGUAAUGAUGAAUAUCAACUGGAGUGUGUUUGAUAGUACAUAUAUAUGUAGUAAAGAAAUAUCUGCUUACAAAUGUGUGUCCAUAUGUUGUUGAUGACUGAAAUUCUGAAAUAUCAAUGUUCCAUGUCAUUUUCAUUGACCGAAAUACUUUAUCACUUGUUGAAUACAAAGCAGAAAUGUAAAAAAAAAAAAAAAUCCCUUUUGAAGAAUUUAAGUUUUGCACAAAUUUAUUUUUUGUCUUUCUGGCCCACUGACUGCCAAAGAACUAUUUUGAGGAUUGAAAGUUAAAUGACCAGUAUGCAUCCAUUGUGUUGAUUAAUCCUUGGAUUAUAAGAUUAUAGAAACAUAUAAAGGGAAAGUAAGUUAAUGUUGAAAUGGCUGAAUAUAACCUUAACACUUGAUUUAUACUGAAUUCAUGAUAUACGCAUUCUAAAAAUCUCCAUUGGACCAGUGUGCGACCACUUUAGUCCUAAAAAUCCAAAUAAAACUAUUUUCAUAAGAAGGAGGCGUAUUAUCCAAACUUAUCAAAUAUCUUCAUACGCUGCAUUUACUUGAUAUGUGGGAGGAUGAUAUCAAAUUGAAUGUAUCCAUCCCUCUGACCAGUACUUCAAAUCACCUUUUUCCCCAUUCUUUUCGACAAAUGUAUUUAUUGAAGCCAUUCUCAAUUGUUAUAUCAUAUGAACAGUACACAUUGUUUCACAAGUAGUAUAUUAUAGUUUGCUUUUCAAAAAGUCUGUCAUUUCUUUGUGUUCAUUUUAAGCCGAUGUUUCAGAGUUGUUGAAGAGAAGAAUAACAAUUUACAUUUUACAAUGAAUUGGGCAACCUGGAAUAUUUUUUUUUCAAACCACCCAUGCAUCACUCAACCAGAAGAGUACAGUUGGGAGUUUUGACAAGAUUAUUUUCCUGGUUCUAUUGUUUGAAUCAUGACCAGCAAGAUAGUUUGCUCAAGGGUAUGAAGUACAGUCCAAAGGGAAAAAAAGCCAUUUAUUCUUCAAUAAUAUGUGUGUGCAUGCAUGCAAUUUCCUUGGUAAUUUCAGAUCUAUACAUGAAUACAUAUACCUAGGGCCUGAAGUAGAAAAGGAAAACUCUUGCAAUUUUUUUUUGCCUGAGAUGUUUAAUUUGUCCAAGAUAAUGGCAUAAAUUUGUUUGCCAGUUUUUAUGGCAAAAGUUUUAUGCAACAGGCCCCAGGGGUAUUUUCACAAGAGUUAUAAAGUUUGAUUCUAAUCUAUGUGCCAUCAUGAAUCUAUGCAUGAAAAUUCAGCAGUGUGCAUCCCUCAAACACGAUGUGACUCAUCACAUAGCAGGAAAAGAAAUAAAAUUAUUAUAAAAUGAGACAUAAUUGCUGCGUAGUAUUACCCUGACUGCAGUGCAGCAUCCUAUUGCAAAUAAUGCCAGGUACCCAUUUAUCUCACCUUGGUUGAGUUCAGUACAAUGUGGUAAAAUGUCUAGAAGCCUGAGGAAAUUAAUGCCAUGACUGGGAAUUUGUAUCCAUGACUCUGAAACAAACAGUAAAAAAAAACUAAUAUUUCUAAGAUGUCAGUCAAGUUAUUCUUGAUAGCUCUUUGUGAAACCACUGCUGCACUAUUUGUGUACUGCUAAAUGAUAUGGAUAUGAGAUGAAGUAAUAGUGUGUGACAAUAUUGAUAGUUCUAUCCAGUCAAAGCAUCUGAUGAUUACUUGAUGAAAUAAUAACCCUAGUAAAAUGUUUGUUUUCUACUGAAAUAAAGUGUUGGUAACAAGACCUCCACUUUCACUGCUUCCCCAUGCUACAAAUAUAAUUGUGGUAAUUCAUUUUGUUUUGUUCUUAUGCACAUUUUAAAGCUUUAUAUUGUUUUUGCUUAUUAAUAUGUAAAUAUAUAAUCCCUUUGGCAUAUUAGAGGGAGAAGAUUGAGAAUACAUAUUUAUACAAAAGCUUUGCACUCUCUGAAAGAAUUUAUGCAAAAUAAUAUUAUUUUCACACAAAUUGCUAAUUUCAGGUAUUUCAUUGCAUUUCUUGGCUGCUUAUGGAUAGAUGUAUAUAUUGACAGACUAUUUUAUGUGUACAGACUAUGACCCAUGUCUUUAAAUGCUUGCAUAUUGUAUUUCAUAGUUGUUACACUUGAAUAUAGUUUUGCUUUCAGUCGUUGCUUUUAAUAUGCCAAAGCAAUUCCUGUUUUUAAAAAGGAAACGGUUCAAUAAGAGGCCCAUAAAUGUUCUUGAGAGCUUUCUAGUCUUAAGACAUUUAGCAUUCAUGCAAUACAAGGUUUAUGAAAAUUAUUUCAGGUAAAUUGUUUUAUUGCUACACUUAAUAUGCAUAUUGUUUACCCGAAAAUUUUCCUACAGAUUUUCUCAUUUUUUUUCAUGCUGUGAGCUAUAUUGUACUAGGCUAUAUAUAUUAUGUUGGAUUAGAUAGUACUAUUUGAAUGUUUAUGGUGAUAUAUUGUUUCCUCAGGGUGAUCUAUGUGCAAUUUUUGUUUUAACGCGAUUCAUAUAUCUGGUUUCAGCGAACUUUGUUUCAUCAGGUCAUCCAAAAGAAAGGCUACCCCUGUGUAUACUUUUUAAUAUUGGCUGCCAAUCUACCUAUUAUCAGCUCUUGUUUAGUAUUAGUAUGAAAACCAAUUAUGAAAUGUGGAUGUUUAUGUUGAUAUGGUCAUGUACCCGACGUUUUUAAGAUCAAUGGCUUAAAAUGUAAGAGGAUUCAAUCAAUCCUAAUUGAUUGUGACAAAUGGUUUGUCAAUGCCUUAAAGUUAAUAGCACCUUUAACAUUACAGAUCAUAUUAGGUAGUUUUCACAAGGUCGUGCAGAAUGCUUUCAAGAAUAUAUCAUCAAAUGCCAUUCAUGACAGAGCAAUCAAGAAGUCUUUGUCAAAUUUGUCGAAAAAUUGGGGAAUCACAACCGCAGUUUCGUCCUGGAUUCUGGGCAUAUUUGCAAGUUUUUGUCAGCUUCGAAAACUGCUAGUCUGGUUUGGCACUUUACGACAAAGACCUCCCAGCUGUUUCUUGUUAUUUGACAGGUAUUAUCUAUGUUCUUGAAAGUGUUUCGCAUCGCCGUGUA